Cooperia oncophora is the source of this 186-nucleotide messenger RNA. Lineage: Eukaryota; Metazoa; Nematoda; Chromadorea; Rhabditida; Trichostrongylidae. The record is from the annotation of a GenBank genome assembly.
AUGAUUGAUGAAAGAAAAAGGAUUGGAUCCGUCGUCAUGGCAUUUCUGAAAGAAUACGAUGUUGCGCGCAGAUACAGUGGCAGAGCAGAGCUGUCUGCGGAGGAAAUCAGGGAAGGUUACAGGCGAGUAAGGAAGGUUUUACUGAGUGCUGAGGAUAUACAGGGGAGGGAUGAAAAUCGAAUUUAA